AUGAAAUCAAUGAAUGCGCUGGCUGCAGGGGAAGACUGGCUCACUUCACAACUCAAAACUCAAUACCCCAGAUUCUUUUUCACCGAGGACGUCCGGGAGCUAAGCGAGAGGAUCUUGAGCCGUCUGGGUCUUUCUAGUGCCGAUGGAGUGGCGUGUCUAGUUCUUCGGUCACUUCCUAGCGUCUCUCGCUGUCUAAAGGCAAUCAAAGACGCAGGCGGCCCUAGCGAUGCAGUAAUUCCUGUGCAGUUUUCCCAACCCGAGAGUCUUUCCUGUGAAGCGUUCUGGUGGGAUAUUCAUGCCAUAAUCUAUCCAGCUCAGUAUUUUGGUGCAGCUUUUACAUACUGGAUCAACAGUGGAGAUGGGAUUUCCGCUCGCCAUGCCGCAUUCUGCCUCACCGGGUUCGAUUACCUGCAGUCCAACUCACCUAACCCUGCAUUCUGCACUACCGGCCCCAAAACAUUGGCCCCCGAGGGGGAGCAGAUUCCCGGGUUACACACGUCAGGAGUGGUCGAACGGGAUUGUAUCAAACACGAUAUCGCAACCCUUCUUCAACCAGAGGACCCUCACCAGCCGCCUCCGUCACCUAAUGAUGUAUUUUUGUACCCUGGUGGAAUGUCCGCUAUCAAUGCGGUAGCGCGAUGUGUGGGGGAUAUGGGUAUUAACUCAGGUGUCUUCGCUUUUGGCAGUUGGCUGUACACAGAAACUGUUAAAAUUCUCGAACAGCGCUGGCCAGAUAUUACAAUCUACAAAAAGAGUGGGGAUGAAGAGCUCGAUCGUCUCGAAGCAUACCUAAAAUCUGGAACACACAUCACAGCCCUAUGGGUUGACGUACCUUCAAACCCGAUGCUUAUCACGCCUGAUAUGCCCCGACUUCGCCGCCUAGCAAAUGAAUACGACUUCUUGAUUCUAAUCGACGGCACUGUGGGCACAUUUGUAAAUGUUGACCUCUUGCCUUAUGCGGAUGUGCUUAUGUCUAGUCUGACAAAGAUGUACAGUGGGUACGCCAAUGUACUGGCUGGAAGCGCCGUUGUAAACCCCCAGUCACCUUAUUACGAGAAAUUGCAUUGGCACUUGACUGCCUCCUACGAGGAUACCUUUUUCCCCGGAGAUAUUGCCGUUCUUUACGGCAAUUCUAGGGACUUUGUCCACCGUGUUCAAGUUACCAACAACAAUGCCGAAAUUGUCGCCGCUAAGUUGGCUGCUCAUCCUGCCGUAGAGCGAGUCAACUUCCCAACUAUGACGGCACGGCCACAAUACGAGAGUAUCCGCCGCCGCGAUGGAGGAUACGGCCAUUUGCUGAGCGUCAUCUUCCACGACAACGAAACCGCUACCCGAUUCUAUGAUGGAGUGGAUAUCUUCAAGGGUGGUAGUUUUGGAACGGUCUUCACACUUUCAACUCCAUUCGCUCAGUUGGCAACGGAUGCAGAUCGGAGUCGUUUUGCCGAGGCCGGUAUUCCAAGCCAUAUUGUUAGAAUCAGUAUUGGGAUGGAGGAUGUGGAUAUUCUUUUGGAUACCCUUUUCAAAGCUAUCGAAGUGGCUAUGAGGAGAGAUUAG
Penicillium griseofulvum is the source of this 1554-nucleotide messenger RNA. RefSeq names its product Pyridoxal phosphate-dependent transferase, major region, subdomain 2. Gene Ontology annotation, molecular function: pyridoxal phosphate binding; cystathionine gamma-synthase activity. The transcript has 4 exons. The record is from RefSeq and is a predicted model, not a curated record. Gene Ontology annotation, biological process: transsulfuration. NCBI's taxonomy places the organism in Eukaryota, Fungi, Ascomycota, Eurotiomycetes, Eurotiales, Aspergillaceae. The coding region runs from base 1 to 1554 and encodes 517 amino acids.